Molecule: messenger RNA, 1265 nt
Organism: Nilaparvata lugens (brown planthopper)
Lineage: Eukaryota; Metazoa; Arthropoda; Insecta; Hemiptera; Delphacidae
Gene: RPA2
Product: replication protein A 32 kDa subunit-B
Exons: 8
Coding region: 214-1011 (265 amino acids)
Biological process (GO): double-strand break repair via homologous recombination; nucleotide-excision repair; DNA replication
Cellular component (GO): DNA replication factor A complex; chromosome, telomeric region; site of double-strand break
Source: RefSeq, a predicted model, not a curated record
UCAAAUUCGGCGGGAAUCGUCCCCAGACAGAGCGACGAAGCGAAAUCAUGAACAAACAAAAGCCAUUAACCUCAAAAAUUGUAAUAACUCAAAACUUCUUGUUAGAUUUUCAUUGUCAAUAAACAAAUAUUUUAAAACAUUUGAUAGAUUAAAACAUUCUUCUAGAUAAAAACUACUCUAGUAUAGACACAGAAACUUCAUCAGCUCAGGAAAAUGUGGCAAAAUAAUGAUGAUGGAUUUGGUGGAGGUGGUGGCGGAUUCGAUAGCUCGGUAAAUGAUGGCCAAGGAACACCGGCAGCCCCUAAGAAGAGAUCUUCCGAUACUAUUGCCCAUGUAAGUGUGAGGCAGAUACUUGAGUGUAAAGAAGACGCACUGAAAAUAGGCAAUACGGAAAUCGGAACGAUUGUAAUUGUGGGUAUCGCAAAAAACAUCGAGACAUCAUCUGUGAAGAUAGUUUAUAACGUUGAAGACAAUAGUGGAUCAAUUUCAGUAAUGCUGUGGCUAAAUGCUGAUGAGAAUGAUGGGGGAAACGUUUUGCCCGACGUCGCUCAGAAUGACUACUGUACAGUCUACGGCAAAAUGAGGGUGCAGAAUGGCAAACAGUUCAUAAUUGCAUUUUCAAUCAAGCCAGUCACCGAUUUGAAAGCGUUGGUCGUGCAUAAGCUGAAGGUGGCUCAUACUGUCUUCAAAUUGGAGCGACUUGCACAGCAGGAGAAUGACCAGUACAGUGCGACAAGAAUGGAAAGCAAUGACUUGAUGGUCGGAGGAGGGUCGAAUAUGUUUGGAGGCUCCGAUUUGAACUUUGGACUCAAUCCUCAACAGCUCAGAGUUUACAAAGCUGUCCAGCAAUGCAAACGAGAAGGUGGGUCUUCUAAGGACGAGAUAGCUUCCGCUUUAACCGUGAAAAUGCCUAAACAAGAGUUGGAGAAUAUAUUGGAAUUCCUCGUCACGGAGGGACACAUCUACACGACACAAGAUGAUUCCCACUACUUGGUCACUGAUUUUACAUGAUCUGUGUCAUCCACACAUCUUACACUUUGCUUUUUUUAAUGCUACAUCAACCUAUUGAGAUGUGUAAAUAUAUAUUUUCAAGGAUAGUACAAUUAUCAGUAAGCAAGAAAGCAUAAUAAUGCUGUCGUCGAGUUAUAUGUUAAAAUAGGUAGAGGUACCAAACAAUCAUGAAAGCUUAUUGAGAUUGAGCUAUUAUCAUUCAAUGGUUGUAGGUAGUGAUUGGUAAAUAAAAAAAAAUAAUUCCCAAUAGUGAA